Serendipita indica DSM 11827 is the source of this 774-nucleotide messenger RNA. Lineage: Eukaryota; Fungi; Basidiomycota; Agaricomycetes; Sebacinales; Serendipitaceae. The record is from the annotation of a GenBank genome assembly.
AUGCCCUCCGACGACUCGAUAUCCUCGAGUCACAAAUACUCGGUCAUUCUCCCUACUUAUAAUGAGCGCAAAAACCUGCCUGUGAUUGUCUGGCUGCUCGCCCGGACAUUUACCGCACACUCUUUAGCAUGGGAAAUCAUCAUCGUCGACGAUGCCUCUCCGGAUGGUACGCAGGAGAUUGCCAGGCAGCUGCAGACCGUGUACGGAGAAAACCACAUCAUUCUCAAGCCCCGCGCAGGAAAGCUCGGACUUGGCACAGCGUAUAUUCACGGCUUGAAUUUCUGCACGGGAGACUUUGUUAUCAUUAUGGACGCCGACUUCUCUCACCACCCCAAGUUUAUUCCUCAGUUUAUCAAACUUCAACAGACUUACAAUCUCGAUAUUGUUACUGGAACCCGCUACCGCUCUGAUUCCUCGCCCGCCUUGUCAGAAGGCGUGACGCCAGGCGGUGUAUACGGCUGGGACCUGAAGCGUAAACUUGUCAGUCGAGGCGCCAACUUUCUGGCAGACACGGUCCUUGAUCCUGGCGUCAGCGAUCUGACAGGCAGCUUCCGACUUUACCGUAUUGCGGCACUUAGGCAUAUCAUCAGCUUGACCCUCUCAAAGGGAUACGUGUUCCAGAUGGAAAUGAUGGUCCGUGCUCGUGCAUUAGGUUACACCGUCGGAGAGAUCCCAAUCACCUUUGUGGAUCGUAUUUACGGUGAAAGUAAGCUGGGAGCAGACGAAAUUGUGGGGUAUGCAAAGGGUGUCUGGGCGCUAUUCACCGGUGUGUAG